AUGCCCGUGAAUGGGGCGACAAACAACAGCGCAGCCAGUGCGCAUCCGCAUCCACAUCCACAUCCGCAUCCGCAUCCUCAUUCCAGUGCCAGUGUGCCCAACAGCAACAACAACAACAACAACUCAAACAGCAACAACAACAACAGCUCACAGCAGACACAAUGUGAAUUCAAUUUCCUGAAGCGCAAAUAUGAAUCGCAAGUGGACCAGCAGCAGUUGCCGUUGGAGCAGCAGGAGCAACAGGAGCAGCAAGAAUAUGAGCAGCUCGCCUCGAAUCCCUGGAAGAAACGUCAUCUCGACUAUGAUGUCAGCGGCGCUGGUGACAUGUGCUUCCAGCUGCAGCUGGAAACGAACAACAGCACUGGGACUGUAACUGGUACCGUAACUGGAACAUCUGCUGCGUCUGGUGCAGCUGGUGCAGGUGCUGGCGCUGGCGCCUCCAACUCCUCCUUUAUCAAUGAUCUGUUUGCGUACGAUAGCAGCCUGAUGGUGCCGGCUGCCUCCUACUGUGCCCCGCCCAGUGCUCCCAUGGAGGCGGGCGAUGCCGGCGGCUGGCAGACGGGCGAGCUGCUCGAAUUAGAUCAUCGCUACAAUUCGGGACUGCAGACUGAGAUCUCCCAGCUGAAUGCAACGCUGCCGCCGCCCUCGCUUCCACUCUCACAACAACAACAACAACAGCAGCAGCAGCACCAGCAGCAGCAUCAGGAUCUGUCCAGCAACAGCUUCCUAGUGCCCAUUCCUCAGAAGCAACAGCAGCCGGUGAAUCUGCCACUGUCUCUGCCUCAGGCUCAGGCUCAGGUUCGGCAAGUGGCUUUCUGCAGACGCAGUUCGCCGGCGGCCAGUGAAUCGGAGCCGGAUUUCGAGGACAAGAAUCUGUCGUGGCUGCUCAACUUCAAGUUCGAUGAGUUUCCACAUCUGUCCCCAGAUGUUGGCGGCGCCGGUGUCGGUCAUCGCCUGGGCAAUGGACCCAGUGUUGGAUUAGAGGCGGCCACGCCCACAGCGGCAGCGAAUAUGGCCAGCGCAUCGCCCUGCAGCUCCGCCUCGCCCGCAUCCGCAUCCAAUUCGAAUCACUCGCUCAACUCCAGCCAGAGCUGCCACACAACAUUGCUGCUGGAGCAACGUGGCUCGCCCAAAAGCUGUUCCAGUGCAUCCACAACAGGCGGAGCAAUCACAAUAGCAACGGGAACGGGAUCGGGUACGGGUACGGGAUCGGGCACCGGAACAGGUACAACAUUAAACACACACACGACCAAGACUGGCCGCAAAUUUGAGGAGCUGGUAAUGGAGGUCACCUCGGAGAUGGAUGGCAACGAUAUGAUUGUCGCCGAACAUGUUGUCGUUGAGGAUACAACGUCCAAGGCGCCAAAGAAACCACCGUUUACAUACACGGAACUCAUCGAAUACGCCCUCGAGGACAAGGGUGAGCUGACGGUGUCGGGCAUAUACCAAUGGAUAUCCGAUCGCUUUCCCUACUACAAAUCGAAUGAUGACCGCUGGAAGAAUUCGGUGCGACACAAUCUUUCAAUCAAUCCACACUUUCGCAAGGGGGUAAAAGCGCCCCAAGGCGCCGGCCACUUGUGGGCCAUAUCCAGCGGCGAUUCAGCGGAGAAUGUGCUUGCCUGGGAGCAUAAAAAGCAACGUUUGGAUUUGUUCUUUAAAAUGGAGUCCAUCAAUCGGGAGCGCAUUCAACAGCAUCAACAGCAAAUGCAACAGCAACAACAACAACAGCAGCAGCAGCAGCAACAACAACAGCAACAACAACAGCAGCAGCUGCAACAACAACAGCAACAGCAGCAAAAUUGCAAUUCACCACAACAACAGCAGCAGCAACAACAUCAGCAACAACAAAAUGCAUCAAAUUGCAUUUACGAUGAGGCAGCUGCGGCUGCAGCGGCGCUAACGCAGGAGAUGCUGCAGCAUGCGGCGCCCAGUGAAGCAUCGCCAGGUGGAUCACAGACGCAUUCGCAUUCGCAUCCGCAUCUCAAUCAUCAUCAGCAGCGUCUGUUGCCCUUCAGCGAUCUGCUGAGCGACGAGGAGCUCCGCAAGACGGCGGGUCAAAUACUCAAUGGGAUCCAUCGGGAGGUGGAGGUGCAAUCGGUGAACUCCAUUAUCAGUACCUACCAGGAUGUGCUCCUAGACAAUGAUUAUCUCAAUCCCAUACAUAAGGAUGUGGUGGUCACCGAGAGCGGUCUGCGCCAGCAUCAGCAUCACCACCACCAGCAACAGCACAGUGGCGGCAGCAGCAACAGCAACGGCGGCGGCGGCGUCGGUGGCAACAGCAGUAGCAGCAGCAGCAUACUGGCCAGCAGUUUAACACACUCACAGUACUAUAUAACAGAGAUUGAUCCAAUGGAGCUGGGCAUACAGAUGUCACAUCAUCAGGUGGAGCCCUCUGAGGAGGAGGUUCUCUUCAGUGACGACUUCAAUCUCAACUAUUUUGGCUAUAAUCCCGGCAGCGAUAUUGUCGCUUGACCGCGCAAGCAGCAACAGCAACAGCAGCAGCAGCAGUCGCAGCAACA
This is a messenger RNA of Drosophila grimshawi, 2519 nucleotides long. It is a transcript of the gene fd3F, whose product is annotated as alpha-protein kinase 1. The coding region runs from base 1 to 2472 and encodes 823 amino acids. The transcript has 5 exons. Gene Ontology annotation, cellular component: nucleus. Gene Ontology annotation, biological process: regulation of DNA-templated transcription. Lineage: Eukaryota; Metazoa; Arthropoda; Insecta; Diptera; Drosophilidae. Gene Ontology annotation, molecular function: cis-regulatory region sequence-specific DNA binding; DNA-binding transcription factor activity. The record is from RefSeq and is a predicted model, not a curated record.